This is a messenger RNA of Ilex paraguariensis (yerba mate), 267 nucleotides long. The record is from the annotation of a GenBank genome assembly. Lineage: Eukaryota; Viridiplantae; Streptophyta; Magnoliopsida; Aquifoliales; Aquifoliaceae.
AUGAAAGGACUUGCCGACAGCUCUGAGAGGGAAAUGGUUGCUGAGUUUUUGGGAGAGAUUGGCCCAAGAGCAUGGGCGACUCCAGACGGCUCCAUGAGCAAAUUAACAGUGAAAUACCUCGGUCCAAGUGGUGAGAUUGUGGCAAAUCUAGGCGCUGGUGUAAGGGACGAUGCAGUGUAUAGGACAGGUAGCUUGGGCAUCAGCGUGAGCUUAGGCACUGCUGGCAUCGCUUAUUUUGGUCUACGUGCCAGUGGUAGCAGUUUGUAG